AUGGAAAUGAACCCAAAGUUGAAAACAGCAGCUGAAACAGGAAACGUCGAUGCCUUGCAUGUUCUUAUCCUAGAAGAUCCAUACAUCUUGGAAGGCAUUGACCAGACUCCUUUCAUCCAGACUCCACUCCAUGUGGCAGCAAAUGAAGGGCACAUUGAUUUUGCAAUGGAGAUGCUGAACUUGAAGCCUUCGUUUGCCAAGAAGCUGAACCGAGAAGGGUUUAGCCCCAUGCACUUGGCGCUGAAGAACGGGAAGACCAAGCUGGUGCACCUACUGUUGGAGACCGAUAAAGAUCUGGUUCGUGUCAAAGGUUGGAAAGGGGUGACUCCUUUCCUUUACGCAGCUACAACGGGAAACCAUAAGCUUUUAUUGAAGUUUCUUGAGGCUUGCCCCGAAUGCAUCGAAGACGUUACGAUCCGCGGCGAGACCGCUUUACAUCUCGCUCUGAAACACGGCGAUGUCGAAGCUUUUAAACUCCUAUUCGGAUGGUUUCAAAGGACCCGUCAUGCUAAGAGCGCGUUUACUUUUGAAGACAAAAUGGUGAAUUGGAAAGACAACGAUGGCAACACUGUCUUGCACAUUGCAGCCAUGAAGGAACAACGUGAGGAAAUGAAACUAAUGUUAGAUUCCUACGUUUUGUUGGAUGUAAAAGCCAAGAACUCGAAAGGUUUGACAGCUCAAGAUAUCAUUCAAAAGGACGAAAAACAAUUACCAGGCAGGAACAUCAAGGUGGACGACGACGACAUGAUCUAUGACGACGACGUUGAUUCCAAGAUUAAAGGGAUGAAAAAAAAAGUUAACCCUGUCUAUAGAUGCCGUGUAGUGGUAGCACGCGUGAAGAACCGCGUGUCGAUCGACAUGAUCAACUCCAUGCUGGUGGUCACGGCGCUGGUUAUAACAGCAGUCUACCAAUCGUCGUUAAGUCCGCCCGGUGGUGUUUGGCAAGGAAACAAUGACAACAAUCCGGCCAACGUCUCUGACAUCAGUACUACGAAUCACUACUUCCCCGAACCCAACUACAACGACACCAUUGUAAAUUUUCUUUUGGGCCAGGAGCAGGAAUCGAAAAGACCCGGUACCACGAUAUUGACUCCAGACGGGUUCGCUUUGUUUUGGGCGGUGAACGUCCUUACCUUUGGGCUUACGAUUGCUCUGACAGUAUUCAUCCUCUUCAGUUUCAAUAUUUUCCUGUUGGUUGUCCUCCCGCUUUAUAUGUUGGUCAUCUCCUACUUCUGCUCCAUGAUGAUCUUAUCGCCAUCAGCUUCCUGGUCAUACUUAAACGUUGGACUCAUAGUGGCUCUUGAACUCCUCCCAUUGGCAUUGUUUUUGGCAUGGACAUUCCCAAUAAGAUAUUUAUGGAAGCAAACUAAGGACGAACGCAAGUUUCGUAACAGGCUGCGUGAAGUUCUUGGCAUGAACAAAUGUGAUAUCGGAAGCACUCUACUCUUUCUACGCCGACAGCGCUAA
This is a messenger RNA of Hibiscus syriacus, 1467 nucleotides long. Its product is annotated as ankyrin repeat-containing protein BDA1-like. Bases 1 to 1467 code for a protein of 488 amino acids. Lineage: Eukaryota; Viridiplantae; Streptophyta; Magnoliopsida; Malvales; Malvaceae. The transcript has 2 exons. The record is from RefSeq and is a predicted model, not a curated record. Gene Ontology annotation, molecular function: protein binding.